Ctenocephalides felis (cat flea) is the source of this 289-nucleotide messenger RNA. RefSeq lists its product as uncharacterized. Bases 20 to 247 code for a protein of 75 amino acids. The transcript is spliced from 2 exons. The record is from RefSeq and is a predicted model, not a curated record. NCBI's taxonomy places the organism in Eukaryota, Metazoa, Arthropoda, Insecta, Siphonaptera, Pulicidae.
CAGUGAAAAUAUAUUAAAAAUGUCGGAAGAAACAAUUAUGUCUAUGAAUGUUCAGGCAAUUAAAAUCGAACCACCAGAAUAUUCACCAGAAGACAUUAAACUCGAACAUGAUAAUGAAUUUGAUGAUCUUGAUGCUAUUGUUAAAUUUGAAUCGCUUUCUGAAGAGGAUGAUACAUGUUUAGAAAGAUUCAUGAAUUCAGAUGUGACAAUUAAAGAAGAAGUCAAACAGGAGUCAAUCGAGAAAUGAACGCCCCUAUCAGUGCAGUAUAUGUAAUAAGACAUUCACACA